This is a messenger RNA of Lathyrus sativus (Indian pea), 738 nucleotides long. Lineage: Eukaryota; Viridiplantae; Streptophyta; Magnoliopsida; Fabales; Fabaceae. The record is from the annotation of a GenBank genome assembly.
AUGAAUUCCGGCGAUGGAUAUGCUGUUGAAGUCACCGGUCUCUCUCCCAAUGCCACCGACAAAGAUGUCUCUGAGUUUUUCGCUUUCUCUGGUGCCAUUCAGCAUCUUGAAAUCAUCAGGUCUGGUGAUUAUGCUUGUACAGCUUAUGUGACCUUCAAAGAUGCAUAUUCUCAAGAAACUGCAUGUUUACUCAGUGGAGCCACUAUUUUAGAUCAACGUGUAUGCAUAACACGCUGGGGGCAGUAUGCAGAAGAAUUUGAUUUUUGGAACACGUCCUCCCGUGGUCAUGAGGAAGACAGUUAUUCAACUACACACCAUAGCAGUCAAUUUGUUUCUUCUGCCGGAGAAGCAGUUUCCAUGACCCAAGAAGUUGUCAAAACCAUGCUAGCAAAGGGAUAUAUUCUCAGUAAGGAUGCAUUAGCUAAGGCCAAAGACUUUGAUGAGUCACACGGUGUUUCUGCGACAGCAACAGCCAAGGUUUCUGAGUUGAGCCAGAGAAUCGGCCUCACUGAUAAGAUAUCUGCAGGUUAUGAAGCUGUUAAAUCCGUCGAUCAGAAGUAUAAUGUCUCUGAAACAACCAUGGCAGCUGCAUCGGCCACUGGAAGAUCAGUAGCAGCCGCUGCAAACUCCGUGGUAAAUAGUAGCUAUUUUUCAAAGGGAGCCUUGUGGAUGUCCGGUGCUCUAACCCGGGCGGCUCAAGCUGCAUCUGAUUUGGGUAACCGUGGUGCUAGACAGUAA